UCCCGGUGACGCGGGCCAACCGCGCUGCGUUGCGGCUCCACUGCGCUCCUCCGCUGGUCCGUCCGCCCGGCCCGCGCCCGCCGCCCGCAUGGCGCUGCGCAGCUUCUGCAGCGCUGAUGGCUCCGACCCCUUCUGGGACUGGAAUGUCACAUGGAACACCAGCAACCCCGACUUCACCAAGUGCUUUCAGAACACAGCCCUCGCAUGGCUGCCUUGUGUCUACCUCUGGGCCUGUUUCCCCCUCUACUUCCUCUAUCUCUCCCGACAUGACCGGGGCUACAUCCAGAUGACACACCUCAACAAAGCCAAAACUGCCUUGGGACUCUUGCUGUGGAUCGUCUGCUGGGCAGACCUCUUCUAUUCUUUCUGGGAAAGAAGUCAGGAGCCGUACUUGGCCCCUGUGCUACUGGUCAGCCCAACCUUCCUGGGUGUCACUAUGCUGCUCGCCACCUUUUUAAUUCAACUCGAGCGAAGGAAGGGGGUCCAGUCUUCAGGGAUCAUGCUCACCUUCUGGCUUGUAGCCCUACUGUGUGCCCUUGCCAUCUUGAGGUCCAAGAUCAUGGCUGCCUUUAAAGAGGAUGCCCGAGUGGACACAUUUAGAGAUUCUACAUUCUAUGUGUACUUCUGCCUUGUGCUGGUCCAGCUCGUGCUGUCCUGCUUCUCAGACCGCCCACCACUGUUCUCAGAAACCAUCAACGACCCGAAUCCAUGCCCGGAAUCCAGCGCCUCUUUCCUUUCCAGGAUCACUUUCUGGUGGAUUACAGGGUUGAUGAUCCAGGGCUACCGCCAGCCCCUGGAGGACAGUAACCUCUGGUCACUGAAUAAGGAGGACACGUCAGAAGAAGUGGUACCCGUGCUGGUAAAGAACUGGAGGAAGGAGUGUGCCAAGUCAAGGAAGCAGCCAGUGAGUAUUGUAUACGCCUCCUCCAAGGAUCCUGCCAAGCCAAAGGGAAGUUCCAAGUUGGAUGUGAAUGAGGAGGUGGAGGCGCUGAUUGUCAAGUCCCCGCAGAAGGAGCGGGACCCCUCCCUGUUCAAGGUGUUAUACAAGACCUUCGGGCCCUACUUCCUCAUGAGCUUCUUCUUCAAGGCCAUUCAUGACCUAAUGAUGUUUGCUGGGCCUGAGAUCCUGAAAUUGCUCAUCAUCUUUGUGAAUGACACAGAGGCCCCUGACUGGCAGGGCUACUUCUACACAGCGCUGCUGUUCGUCAGCGCCUGCCUGCAGACACUGGUCCUGCACCAGUACUUCCACAUCUGCUUCGUCAGUGGCAUGCGCAUUAAGACAGCUGUGGUGGGCGCUGUGUACCGCAAGGCCCUUGUCAUCACCAACUCAGCCAGAAAGUCCUCCACAGUCGGGGAAAUCGUCAACCUCAUGUCAGUAGACGCUCAGCGCUUCAUGGACUUGGCCACGUACAUUAACAUGAUCUGGUCAGCCCCUCUGCAGGUCAUCCUUGCCCUCUACCUCCUGUGGCUGAACCUGGGCCCUUCAGUGUUCGCCGGGGUGGGAGUGAUGAUCCUCAUGAUACCCUUCAAUGCAGUGAUGGCCAUGAAGACCAAGACCUACCAGGUGGUGCACAUGAAGAGCAAAGACAACCGCAUCAAGCUCAUGAAUGAGAUCCUCAACGGCAUCAAAGUGCUCAAGCUGUACGCCUGGGAGUUGGCAUUCAAGGAUAAGGUCAUGGCCAUCCGGCAGGAGGAGCUGAAGGUGCUGAAGAAGUCCGCCUACCUGGCUGCCGUGGGCACCUUCACAUGGGUCUGCACACCUUUCCUGGUGGCCCUGUCAACCUUCGCUGUUUAUGUGACUGUGGAUAAGAACAAUGUCCUGGAUGCACAGAAAGCCUUCGUGUCCCUGGCCCUGUUCAACAUCCUGCGUUUUCCACUCAACAUCUUGCCCAUGGUCAUCAGCAGCAUCGUGCAGGCCAGUGUCUCCCUCAAGCGCCUCAGGGUCUUUCUGUCACAUGAGGAACUAGAGCCAGACAGCAUCGAGCGGUGGCCGAUGAAGGAUGGUGGGGUGACAAAUAGCAUCACUGUGAAGAACGCCACGUUCACGUGGGCCAGGGGCGAGCCUCCUACGCUGAAUGGCAUCACCUUCUCCAUCCCUGAAGGUGCCCUGGUGGCCGUGGUGGGCCAGGUGGGCUGCGGGAAGUCGUCCCUGCUGUCAGCCCUGCUGGCUGAGAUGGACAAGGUGGAGGGACACGCGACUCUUAAGGGCUCGGUGGCCUACGUGCCCCAACAGGCCUGGAUUCAGAAUGGCUCUCUCCGAGAGAACAUCCUGUUUGGGCACCCACUGCAGGAGCACUACUACAAGGCUGUGAUGGAAGCCUGCGCCCUCCUCCCGGAUCUGGAAAUCCUGCCCAGCGGAGACCGGACAGAGAUUGGAGAGAAGGGCGUGAACCUUUCCGGGGGCCAGAAGCAGCGUGUGAGCCUGGCCCGGGCUGUAUACUGCAAUUCUGACAUCUACCUCUUGGACGACCCCCUGUCUGCUGUGGAUGCGCAUGUGGGAAAACAUAUCUUCGAAAAGGUGGUCGGCCCCAAGGGGAUGCUGAGGAGCAAGACUCGGAUCCUAGUCACCCACGGCAUCAGCUACCUGCCCCAAGUGGAUGUUAUCCUUGUCAUGAGCGGUGGCAAGAUCUCAGAGAUGGGCUCCUAUCAGGAGCUGCUGGCCCGGGAUGGCGCCUUUGCUGAGUUCCUGCGCACCUAUGCCAGCGCCGAGCAGGACCCUGACUCAGAAGAUGAUGGUGUCAGUGCUCCAGGGAAGGAGGUAAAGCCGUUGGAAAAUGGGAUGCUGGUGACGGAGAUGGCAGGGAAGCACCUGCAGAGACAACUCAGCAGCUCCUCCUCCUACAGCGGGGACAUGGGCCGCCAGCAUGCCAGCACAGCUGAACUGCAGAAAGCCGGAGCCAAGGAGGAGACCUGGAAGUUGGUGGAGGCAGACAAAGCACAGACGGGGCAGGUGAAGUUGUCGGUGUACUGGGAUUACAUGAAGGCUAUCGGCCUCUUCAUCUCCUUCCUUAGCAUCUUCCUGUUUCUGUGCAACCAUGUGUCCUCACUGGCCUCCAACUACUGGCUCAGCCUCUGGACUGAUGAUUCCAACAACAAGGGCUCCCAGCGGCACACGAAUGUCUGGCUGGGCGUCUAUGGGGCUCUGGGCAUCUCUCAAGGCUUGGCGGUGUUUGGCUACUCCAUGAUGGUGUCCAUCGGGGGCAUCUUUGCCUCCCGCUGCCUGCAUCUGGACCUGCUGCACAACGUUCUGCGCUCGCCUAUGAGCUUCUUUGAGCGCACGCCCAGCGGGAACCUGGUGAAUCGCUUCUCUAAGGAGCUGGACACAGUGGACUCCAUGAUCCCCCAGGUCAUCAAGAUGUUCAUGGGUUCGCUCUUCAACGUCAUUGGCGCUGUUAUCAUCAUCCUGCUGGCCACGCCCAUCGCCGCUGUCAUCAUCCCACCCCUGGGCCUCAUCUACUUCUUCGUGCAGCGGUUCUAUGUGGCCUCCUCCCGGCAGCUGAAGCGCUUGGAGUCAGUCAGCCGCUCCCCCGUAUACUCGCACUUCAAUGAGACCUUGCUGGGUGUCAGUGUCAUCCGUGCCUUUGAGGAGCAGGAACGCUUCAUCCACCAGAGUGACCUGAAGGUGGAUGACAACCAGAAGGCCUACUACCCCAGCAUCGUGGCCAACAGGUGGCUGGCUGUGCGCCUCGAGUGCGUGGGCAACUGCAUCGUGCUGUUUGCUGCCCUGUUCGCCGUCAUCUCCCGGCACAGUCUCAGUGCUGGCUUGGUGGGCCUGUCGGUGUCCUACUCGCUGCAGAUCACUGCAUACUUGAACUGGCUAGUUCGGAUGUCAUCUGAGAUGGAGACCAACAUUGUAGCUGUAGAGAGACUGAAGGAAUACUCUGAAACCGAGAAGGAGGCUCCCUGGCAAAUCCAGGAGACGACUCCACCCAGCAACUGGCCCCAGACAGGCCGCGUGGAGUUCCGGGACUACGGCCUGCGGUACCGAGAGGACUUGGACUUGGUUCUUAAGCACAUUAAUGUCACCAUUGAGGGGGGAGAAAAGGUUGGCAUCGUGGGCCGUACAGGAGCCGGGAAGUCAUCUCUGACCCUGGGUUUGUUUCGGAUCAAUGAGUCUGCAGAAGGGGAGAUUGUUAUUGAUGGGGUGAAUAUCGCCAAGAUCGGCCUGCACAGCCUGCGCUUCAAGAUCACCAUCAUCCCCCAGGACCCCGUUUUGUUCUCUGGUUCCCUUCGAAUGAAUCUGGAUCCAUUCAGUCAGUAUUCAGAUGAGGAGGUCUGGACGGCACUGGAGCUCUCUCACCUGAAGGGCUUCGUGUCAGCUCUGCCCGACAAGCUCAACCACGAGUGUGCAGAGGGCGGGGAGAACCUGAGUGUCGGACAGCGCCAGCUUGUGUGCCUGGCCCGGGCUCUGCUGAGAAAGACGAAGAUCCUCGUGUUGGACGAAGCUACAGCAGCUGUGGACCUGGAAACAGAUGACCUCAUUCAGUCCACCAUCCGGACACAGUUUGAAGGCUGUACUGUGCUCACUAUUGCCCACCGUCUCAACACCAUUAUGGACUACACAAGGGUGAUUGUCCUGGACAAAGGAGAAGUUCGAGAGUGUGGUCCACCCUCGGAGCUUCUGCAGCAGAGGGGCAUCUUCUAUAACAUGGCCAGAGAUGCCGGCUUGGUGUGAGCCGGGACUGGUGCUUUGGGUAAGAGCCACUGUCCCAGCAUCCAGGGAUGAGCCAGCAUACCUGGGAACCCAAGCCUCCAAGACAGAAACCAAAAAAUACAAAAAAGAAAGAAAACUAAACUCCCCAAACCAAAGCAUGCAAAGCUACAGUUGCUAUCUGGCCCUGCCCUGGAACUGACCUUAAAGAACUGGGAGACAGACACUCCCCCUUUCAAACAUGCACAUCUGGUCUCUUGCGCCCCCCAAGAGGUUCCCCUGGAAACACACACUUGUAUCCUGCUGCAGUCCACAACCGGGCCUUUGACAGCCAGACUUGUGGAGAGAUCCAUGGUGUCAAACAUACUUGUGACCAAACGCAGUCACUGCCUCGUGUCUCCAGCCACACCUGUGCACUCCAAGCCUUUGAGCCUCUCCCAGCCCCACAAGCUCUUCCAUCACCUACCGUGGCCUCCUCUGACUCCAGAGGAGUACUUCCUGUCCAGGACUGCAGUUGAGAGAGCAUGAGGACCUGAUAAAAAUCACUGACCCGCCGUGUCCAGCUGUGUGACAGUCACCUUGCCUGCCAUCUGGUCUUCCAGGAGCUCUGAUACUGCCCCCCACACCCAGUGCUACUGUCUGAUUAAGGGACAUGACCAGACAAGUGGUGAUCCACACCUGGAACUGCAGGGCCAGGCCACACUCCCUUCACAAGGAUGUCCUCCCUGCUCCAACAUCCCUCCCUUGCUUCCUGCCUCUUCCUGUCCAUCACUGGAGUGGGUUCGCUGCUCUCCGAAGGUCUGUGAAUGAUGAUGAGCCGUGAAAGUCAAGAGCAGGAUAGACCAUAGAUGAGCCUUUGGUACCAAAGAGAGACCCAGUGGUCUGAGUUUAGAUUUUAAUUCCUCUCCCUUGGCAGCAGACUGGUUGUCGGCCACCACGAUGCAAACCUGCCAUCCACUGACUGUGUCUUCUCCAGGGCAAGAGGCGAGCCCACCACCAAUAGCAUCAUAUUUUUCUUUUUUUAAGUAUCACUCCAGGGAGAAAGACCUUCUUAAGAAUCUGGCUUCUAGGAAGGAGGUACUGGGCCCAGGAAGCAGCCACAAUGGGCCCAGCACUUGGCCUUCGGUCCAUGUGUUCUUGGAAAAAGUAGAGUUCUUCGAGUCCUCUAGAUGUUUGGGUUACAAACCAAAGAGAGACCUGGAGGCUGUGAGAGCUGGCCACCAGCCCACAGCUCAUACUCGCUAUGAGCUACAGUGCUGACUUGACCCAAGAGAAGCUUUUUCUUUAGGUGGAAAUAUAUAUAUUUAUUUUUUGUAAGUUAUACCAUUCUUUCACAUUAGAAAGCCCAAGUUUCUCUUGGGUCUUUUUGUAAUGACUUUACACUGGAAACGUGAAAAUUUGCAGAUAAUUUGCAGUAAAGAAAAAUAUUUUAUUUCUUUCUAAA
This is a messenger RNA of Nannospalax galili (Upper Galilee mountains blind mole rat), 6095 nucleotides long. It is a transcript of the gene Abcc1, whose product is annotated as ATP binding cassette subfamily C member 1. NCBI's taxonomy places the organism in Eukaryota, Metazoa, Chordata, Mammalia, Rodentia, Spalacidae. Gene Ontology annotation, molecular function: ATP binding; ATP hydrolysis activity; glutathione transmembrane transporter activity. The coding region runs from base 89 to 4675 and encodes 1528 amino acids. The record is from RefSeq and is a predicted model, not a curated record. Gene Ontology annotation, biological process: glutathione transmembrane transport; xenobiotic transport. Gene Ontology annotation, cellular component: basolateral plasma membrane. The transcript is spliced from 31 exons.